Phyllopteryx taeniolatus (common seadragon) is the source of this 761-nucleotide messenger RNA. It is a transcript of the gene coxfa4l3, whose product is annotated as chromosome 2 C15orf48 homolog. The transcript is spliced from 5 exons. The record is from RefSeq and is a predicted model, not a curated record. Bases 196 to 453 code for a protein of 85 amino acids. Lineage: Eukaryota; Metazoa; Chordata; Actinopteri; Syngnathiformes; Syngnathidae.
GGGGGCGCUGUGCACUAUUGAAUGUAUUGAUCAGUUGCAUUAAUGGUCGGCAAAUCCUACCCUGGUGAAUAGCAGAGCAGGAAGCUGUGUGUGUACGUCGUCCUCGCAGCCUGGAGUAGGCGGCCGGGAGAGAUGCUCCACUGACUCGCACGCCCGAGAGCCACUUGACGACGAAAGGUAUCAAAGUUGUGCAAAAUGAGGGGAUUUUUCCAAAUGUUGAACAAGAAAAAAGAGCUGAUCCCGCUGAUCGGGUUCAUGGCUUUUGCAGCGACCGGCGCCACCACGGCAUCCAUCUACUUUCUUCUUACCAAAUCUGACGUCAUUUUGAAUAAGACCUCCAAUCCAGAACCAUGGGAGAGAGUGGAUCCAUCCAAGCCCCAAAAGCUCAUCACCAUCAAUCAGCAGUGGCAGCCAGUGAAGGAACUGGAGUUGGUGAAGAGCCUCACCAAGUGAAAAGCGUUCUGACCUCCCGCGACCCUGCCCCCCAGGCCCCUGGCCACCCACCCAUCGGUACAACAGAAUCCUUUGCGCACAAACUAGGAUGUUUUGACAGUCAAGUGUGCGGAAACGCUUCUGUUCCACCGGUGGCGUUUCUGUCUGCUCUUUAGCUCCGCAACCACAAGGACGAUCAACCGCAAGAUUCGUCUGCAAACGUUUCUCAUGCUGCCAGGAAUAGCUCGCACGAUAAAUAUGAAUGUAAAAUGUGACACCAUUGAGUAAUGCACUGUACUAUUUAAUGUAAUGCUAAUAAAUGUGUUGAA